ACCUCAGGAAAUCAACUCUACAUUACCUAAUGGUUUAGAAUCGUGAAUUUCAUUGGUUUAAAGCAAGAUUUGAGCCUCACGUGGGUACUAUACGGGAGGCGUGCACGAAACGGCGCAUUGCUAUUUUUGCUGUGCUCAAAUUGCAAAGAUGGCUCUAUCGGCGGACAAUGUUCUGGAUAUGCUACGGCUCAGAAAUCGUGAAUCUGACGACGAAGGUCUAUCUACUGACGAAGAGGAUGAUUUAAAUCACCUUUUGGCCGAUUCUGCUAGUGAUCCAAGUGAAUCCAGUGAUGGGGAAGAAGAUGGAGAAGAUGAAGUUGAUGUCAAUCAGGGGGGGGAUGGUGAAUUGGGGGAGAGUAGUGGGGAAAGGGCCCGAUCCCCAAUUAGGGAGCGAGGUGGCCCCACUUCUGUAACAUCUACCAACAGAGGAAGAGGUAGUAGGGGCAGGGGAAGAGUGGGCAGAGUCAUUUCUGAAAGUGGUAGGGCCAGGGGUGGAAGUGGUAGGGCCAGAGGUGGAAGAGGCAGAGUUGGAAGGGGUGAUAAUGAUGAGAUGUAUAAAUCGUAUGAUCACCCGGAUGUUGGGAAUAACAUCCCUGCCUUCAAGCCAAAACGUCCACCUGGAAUCCAUUUUGAGGGCCCUGUUUUGAGGGGAGGGAUGACAACUGCCUUACAUUUUUUUCGACUCUUUCUCACCACUGAUAUGAUCAAAUCAGUUGUUGCCCACACUAACAGCUAUGCUUACAUGAAAAUUUUAGCUGGGGGCCAUAAUUCAUAUCUCACUAGUGAAGGGAGCUGGGCAGCUACUACUGAGGCUGAGAUAAAUAAUCUGAUUGCUAUUUUAAUUUAUUUUGGUUUGGUUAGGGUAGACUCAGAUGUUGAAAAGUAUUGGAGCACAAAGACACUUUAUCAUGGUCUUUGGGCUAGGUCCAUACUUUCCCGUAUUCGAUAUAAAGCCCUAAUGGCUUUCUUGCAUGUGGUAGACCCUGCUAAUGAGACCCCAGGUGAUAAGCUUCGUAAGGUUGAUGAGUUCCUUGCAUCAUUCAAGAAACGAUGCAGUUUAUUAUACCAACCUCACCAAAAUAUAGCAGUUGAUGAACGAAUGGUAAAGUCGAAAGCAAUAUCAGGGAUUAGGCAAUACAUGAAAAACAAGCCUACAAAGUGGGGGAUCAAACUUUGGGUAUUGGCAGAUAGCUCUAAUGGGUAUACCAUCGACUUCAAUGUAUAUAUUGGCAAGUCUAAGCAUGAUGCACCAUCAAGUCAUGGCCUUGGAUAUGAUGUGGUGAUGAAGCUGGUAAACCCUUACUUAGGACAGGGCUAUCAUGUCUACUUUGAUAAUUUUUUUUCAUCACCCAAGUUAGUACAUGAUCUUUUUUUGCAGGCCACCCCAUCAUCAGGGACAUGUAGGAUAGACAGAGAGGGUUUUUCCAACUCAAUGAAGAAUGUAAAAGUGUGGGCAAGGAAGGAAAAGCGAGGGAGUAUGCGAUGGGAACGAGAGUCAAAUGUCCUAAUAUUACAAUGGAUUGACAACAAACCUGUUUCAUUAGUGACAUCAAUUGAUUCGGCGAAUGAGAAGGUAGUUGCGAAGAGAAGAAGGAAGAAAGAUGGUGUGUACUCUGAAGUUAGCGUAGACCAGCCCUAUGCCUUCUAUCGAUAUAAUCAGUAUAUGAAUGGGGUGGAUAGAUCAGAUCAGAUGCUGGCUUGUCACAACGUUUCACGUAAAUGUUAUAGAUGGUGGAAGACUUUGUUCUUCCACCUUAUUGAUAUUGCCGUUGUAAAUGGUUUUCUCCUUUUCCAACAACAUCGUAGAGAGAAUCCAGACAAUCCAGCUUUGAAUCGUCAUAACACAUACUCAAUUGUCAAUUUCAGAGAAGAAAUUAUAAGGGAGAUUUGUGGGUUGCCAGAGUAUGAUGUGCCUCCUGUGAAUGAAUUUGUUCCACCUGCCCCUCCUCCAGAUGAUCAGUUCUGUACUGUUCAUUUGAUACGUUUCACUCCAGACGUGAGACGUCAUUGUGUUGUGUGCUAUGCUGCUCGCCGUGGGAAGAAAAAAGUCACAACUUAUUGUUCUGCUCCCCAGUGCAAUCGGUACAUGCAUGCAUCUGGCGAGUUUGAAUGUUUUAGUGCAUGGCAUAGUAGGGAUUAUCCUCACAGAUCAUGAGUACUUCUAGUUUAGGUAAUUUAGAUGGAUAUUUUGUCCAAGAUCAAGUUUGUCAAACAAUGAAAUCUGUGUCAUAUUUCCCAUUGUGAUUGCAGAU
Messenger RNA from Dendronephthya gigantea, 2252 nucleotides. Its product is annotated as piggyBac transposable element-derived protein 4-like. The transcript is spliced from 3 exons. The coding region runs from base 149 to 2155 and encodes 668 amino acids. The record is from RefSeq and is a predicted model, not a curated record. NCBI's taxonomy places the organism in Eukaryota, Metazoa, Cnidaria, Anthozoa, Malacalcyonacea, Nephtheidae.